AUGCCCGGGGGGGACUCUCUGCAGAAUGGCACUCCUACGCCUGAGCGGCGGUCUCUGCGCAAGCGGUCUCAUGACGAAGCUGCCGCUGCCGAGCUCGAGGUCGGAUCGACGCCUUCGAAACGCAGACGAACGUCUCUCACAACCCACGACGCGACGGGGCCCGACAGUCAAAGGGAUCCAUCUGUACCGAUAGACACCGAAGUUUCGGCAUCUGUAACAGAGGCACACAUCAAUGGGAGUGCGGACAAACCCGUGCAGUCGUCCGUUCCGGACCCUGCCAAGGCAACUCCUCGAAAGCGUGGCCGCCCUCCCAAGGCCAAAUCAACACCCCUUCCAGAGGCCAUACCUACAGGCACCAAAGUUUCAGAAGCUUCGACGGAGGUGCCCAUCAAUGACGGUGCACCCGAUCCCGUAAUGCUGUCCGAGCCGGAACCUCCAGCGGCAACUCCUCGACGACGUGGUCGCCCUCCGAAGGCAUCCUCGCAAUCUCAAACACCCACCUCCAAGGCCAACCCGACCCCCCUGUUCGCUACGCCUGUGAAGAAGGUCGACGCGGGCUCGGCAGCUGCGACGCCGAGGAGACAGGCCGCCGACAGGUCGGCAAGGAGGAAGAGUGCCCGGGCAUUGAUCGAGAACGCCGUCCGCGACGGCGACAGCGAUGACGACGACGACAACGACGAACUGGUGCGCGAGAUCUACGAGAGCGAGCCAGGCGACGACCAAGAUGACGACGGGGGAGACGACGAUGACAGGGAAGAUCGUGAGAGCGCCGUUCCUGUCAACGAAGCUUCGACACCGUCCAAAACCCCCCAGCGGAGAAGACGGUCGAAAGCCAAGUCUCCGACGCCCCCACGAGAUCUCCCCCCCCACGAGCUCUACUUCGCCCACAACAAGCCCGGCCGGCCCAAGACGUCGGACAACACCUUGGCCGACCUCGCCCUUCUCUCCCACGACCAGUACUUCUCCAUCCUGACCCGGCUCCAAGACCCUCACGCCGCCGAGGUUGAGCAUCUCCAGUCCCUUCACGCAGAGUCGUUCCCGCAAUGGUCCUUCGAGCUCUCCCAAGCCUUCAGCCUUUGUCUCUUUGGUUUCGGGUCCAAAAGGGCGCUGCUGCGCCGCUUCGCGAGGCACCUGCACCUGAACCCCCACGGCGACCUGGAGAGGAGAACGGUCGUCGUCAACGGAUACGCUCACACGACCAACAUGAGGGAGAUACUAAGUGUCAUCAGUGAUGCCAUCCAUCCCAACCAGAAGCUAACCACCGCCGCCCCUGCGACCAUGGUCCGCGCCAUCACCGCCCAUCUCUCCGCCAGCGACGUCUGCCUCACCCUCGUCGUCAACUCAAUCGACGCCCCGCCGCUGCGCAAGCCUGGCAUGCAGGCUGCCCUCGCCCAGCUGGCACUCCAUCCACGCGUUCAGCUCGUCUGCUCCGCCGACACCCCCGACUUCCCUUUGCUCUGGGACAUCGGCCUCCGCAGCGCUUUCAACUUCGCCUUCCACGACUGCACCACCUUUUCCCCCUUUGACGCCGAGCUCGACGUCGUCGACGACGUUCACGAACUUCUCGGACGCACUGCCCGCCGCGUCAACGGCCGUGAGGGUGUCGCCUUUGUCCUCCGCAGCCUCCCCGAGAACGCCAAGAACCUAUUCCGCCUCCUCGUCGGCGAGGUCCUCGUCGCCAUGGAGGAUGAGGGCAACGUCACGGACGAACCCGCCGGCGUCGAGUACAGAAUGGUUUACGGCAAGGCCGUCGAAGAAUUCAUCUGCAGCUCCGAGAUGGCCUUCCGGACGCUAUUGAAGGAGUUCCACGACCAUCAGAUGAUUACGAGCCGCAAGGAUGCGCUGGGCACAGAGCUGCUAAGUGUACCGUUUCAAAAGGAUGAGUUAGAGGCCAUUUUGGAGGACCUCAUGUCGUGA
Molecule: messenger RNA, 1917 nt
Organism: Drechmeria coniospora
Lineage: Eukaryota; Fungi; Ascomycota; Sordariomycetes; Hypocreales; Ophiocordycipitaceae
Product: origin recognition complex subunit 2
Exons: 2
Coding region: 1-1917 (638 amino acids)
Biological process (GO): DNA replication
Cellular component (GO): nucleus; nuclear origin of replication recognition complex
Molecular function (GO): DNA replication origin binding
Source: RefSeq, a predicted model, not a curated record